UGGUUCCAUUCAACCCUUGUCGCCAAGGCGGGGAACCCUUAAGACGAGGCACACAGGAGGUGACGUGUUCCCGGGCCAGACGCUGUCCACAGGGCUACGACUGCAAUACUGACAUAGCUGACAGAGCUGCAGUCUGCUGUCCCACUGCUAGCCCUGCUCUCCGUAUCACCGGCAUAGAGCAGCCUGGAGUUCGCGACGUUGGCACACAGACAGGCAAGUGUCCAGAUCUGUCCGCUCUGUUCUUCUGCCCGACAACGAAACCUUGCAACAGGGACCACGAAUGUGACGUUGGCCAACGUUGCUGUAUCGGUCCUACUGCCUGCAGAGGCCAGACCAUCUGCGUAGAUGCAGAGCCGGAAGGUGGCAGACCAGUGGUUCCAUUCAACCCUUGUCGCCAAGGCGGGGAACCCUUAAGACGAAGGCGCCACAGGGAUGCGCACGGUCCGGGUGACGGUGUUCCGGGCCAGACCGCUUGUCCACAGGGCUAG
This is a messenger RNA of Priapulus caudatus, 488 nucleotides long. RefSeq lists its product as uncharacterized. The annotation marks the transcript as partial. The record is from RefSeq and is a predicted model, not a curated record. The transcript has 3 exons. NCBI's taxonomy places the organism in Eukaryota, Metazoa, Priapulida, Priapulimorpha, Priapulimorphida, Priapulidae.